AGGAGGUGGGAGCCGUGGAGGGUGGAUGCGUCAGGUGCUAGGGUCCCUGGAGUCCCACUCCGAGGCAGAACUCGGGUCCGUUUCCUGCAGGACUCCGGACCCCGGCUUCGCCCCUUGCCCACCCUUUGUGGCACCGGCCGUGCUGCCCCGGACUCCACCUAAACCUAGGCCAGGAUCGAGUCCCGGGAGCCCCUCGCUAAUUUUAGUUAAAGUCUUGAGAAAGAACUUGAGCCUACCGGGAAGCGAGGAGAACCAGAUCCCAGCCAUCUAGGAAGAAGAAACAACCUCCUUCUACCAUAGCCAAGUAGUUCGAUAGAGCAGGCUGAAAAGAGUCUCCAUAAAAUAACAGCCCCGAACAGGCAAGUGUUCCCUCUGCACCCCUGGGAUGUGGUCGUAAGGCAGAGCCCACAGCCCUUGAAGGAAGAGGGCUCUCAGUGCCAUGGCCCAGGUCAGCAUCAACAGUGACUACAGCGAGUGGGGCCCCAGCACAGAUGCUGGGGAGCGGGCUCGUCUGCUGCAGAGUCCCUGUGUGGACAUGGUCCCCAAGAGUGAGGGUGACGCCUUUCCUGGGGGCCCUGACAGAGGCACCACUUCCACGCUUGGGGCCAUCUUCAUCGUCGUCAAUGCCUGCCUGGGCGCAGGACUGCUCAACUUCCCAGCAGCCUUCAGCACUGCAGGGGGCGUGACAGCUGGUGUCAUGCUGCAAAUGGGCAUGCUGGUUUUCAUCAUCAGUGGCCUCGUCAUCCUGGCCUACUGCUCCCAGGCCAGCAAUGAGAGGACCUACCAGGAGGUGGUGUGGGCCGUGUGUGGCAAGCUGACAGGUGUGCUGUGUGAGGUGGCCAUCGCCACCUACACCUUCGGCACCUGCAUUGCUUUCCUCAUCAUCAUUGGCGACCAGCAAGACAAGAUUAUAGCGGUGAUGGCAAAGGAGCCUGAGGAGGCCAUCAGCAGCCCCUGGUACACAGACCGAAAGUUCACCAUCAGCCUCACUGCCUUCAUGUUCAUCCUGCCCCUCUCCAUCCCCAGGGAGAUUGGCUUCCAGAAAUAUGCCAGCUUCCUGAGCGUCGUGGGCACCUGGUAUGUCACUGCCAUCGUUAUCAUCAAAUACAUCUGGCCAGAUAAAGAGAUGACCCCAGGGGACAUCCUAACCAGGCCAGCUUCCUGGAUGGCUGUGUUCAAUGCCAUGCCCACCAUCUGCUUUGGAUUUCAGUGCCACGUGAGCAGUGUGCCCGUCUUCAACAGCAUGCAGCAGCCUGAGGUGAAGACCUGGGGCGGGGUGGUGACCGCUGCCAUGGUCAUAGCCCUGGCUGUCUACAUGGGCACAGGCAUCUGUGGGUUCCUGACCUUUGGAGCUGCUGUGGACCCCGACGUGCUCCUGUCCUAUCCCUCAGAGGACGUAGCAGUGGCUGUGGCCCGAGCCUUCAUCAUCCUGAGUGUGCUCACCUCUUACCCCAUCCUGCACUUCUGUGGACGGGCGGUGGUCGAAGGCCUGUGGCUGCGCUACCAGGGGAUGCCAGUGGAGGAGGACGUGGGGCGGGAGCGGCGGCGACGAGUGCUGCAGACGCUGGUGUGGUUCCUGCUCACCCUGCUGCUGGCGCUCUUCAUCCCUGACAUCGGCAAGGUCAUCGCAGUCAUCGGAGGCCUGGCUGCCUGCUUCAUCUUCAUCUUCCCAGGGCUGUGCCUCAUUCAAGCCAAACUCUCUGAGAUGGAAGAGGUGAAACCAGCCAGCUGGUGGGCAUUGGUCAGUUAUGGAGUUCUCUUGGUCACUCUGGGAGCCUUCAUCUUCGGCCAGACUACAGCCAACGCCAUCUUUGUGGAUCUCUUGGGAUAACCACUGCCUCAAAAGAAGCACAUGGCCUUGGCCAUUGGACCCAGGAACGUGUCUUACAGCAAUGGGCCCACCCAAAGGCCAACAUCAUUCCAGCUGGUGGGAUGACCCCCGCACAUCUUCCAAGGGCAGUGCUGGAGCAGUGUCAGCCCCACACCUGUGGACUGCUCAGACCCAGCUUUCUGCCAGCCCUGGCAGUGCCAUGGAUGGUGGCAGAACAUCUUGUGUCAUAAAGGAACUUCACUUUCCAACUCUCCAUUUCUCCAUGCCUGGAGCCCAUGGGUGACGACAGUCCCAGGUCAGGCUUGGUGGCACAUGCCUGAAUCCCAGCACUCAGGAGGCUGAGCCAAGAGGAUCACCUCAAGUUCAAGGCCAGCUAAGGCUACAUAGUGAGUUCAGGGUCAGCCUGAAAUAUAUAGUGAGACCCUUGCUCAAAAAAAAAAAAAAAGAGAGAGAAAACACCGUGUCAAAAGGUCCAGCAUCUUCCCCAGAACAGCCUGUCCUGCAUAGGGGCUGUGCUUGGUACCCCAGGGCUCAGUGCCAGCUCCAGUCCAUCAGCAGCCAUGGUCAGUAGUGGCCUCUUCUGGGGUCUGGCAGCUCUCAGAGGUAGCACUGCAGUCAUACAAAUGCUCAGACAGGUAGAUGCAGCCUUGUCCACUCCCUCCUGGCCCCACAGUGAGUCUGGUAGCCUCUUUCCUGUGGCUGGUUGACAUUCCUUAAGUCCUAGGGACCCCAUCCUGCCUCUUUCCCAAACCUGAGAGUCCAGGUUGGGUCCCUUACAUCCUCAGACAUCACCAAGUCUAAUGUUUACAAAUGGUGCCUGCCCAGCUCUGCAGCCAGGGGUGCUCGUGCCGUGGUGCUGAAUACUCCUCUGUUGCUUUCCGCAUGGGCAGAGGGGAGUCUGCUUUUCUCUCAGAUUUUCAGAGGCCCAAGGGUGGGUGAUAGAGGAGGCCGGGAACCUUUCAGAGCCUCCACGAGGGCUGGGCUGGCCUGAAUCCAGGUGAACGUCACACAUCUUUUUCAGCGAUUGCUUCUCUCUGCCACUGCUCUUCCCCCUCCCCAGCCAACCCAGAGAGGGAGGACAGCUGGGUUGCUUUGACAGCCUGGAAAUUUCCCCUUCCAACCUGGAUAAUGGCUGCUCCCUCCCUUCUUCACCCCUAUCCCAUUUCUCUGUGUAGUUCAAGGUUUUUAUUAUUUAAAGGUCGGGGAAGACCUCUCAUCAGCUUCCUCAGCUCUGCCUCUGUCAGGCCUGGCCUCAGCAUCCUGUCAGUCACAUUGAGGUCACCCCUGGAUUGUUGACCCAUAGGAUGGGAGGUUCACUGUUCUCUCGCUUCAUGUUCCCAUUUGACCCCUCCUCUGCCCCACUCACUUUGAUAAUUCCCAGGUUCAGAAUCAGGCUUCUUCCAGGUAACCCCAGCAUUUCCUAGGCCCCUCCUACCUCAACCUUCCGUCUGGGAAUGAGAGCCCCCACACCCAGGCAGCAGCCUACCAGUCAGGGCAGUCAGACCUAAGAAGUAGAGGCAGGUGGGUGCCUUUUCCCACAUCCCCUCCUGGUGCCUGUUCUUCCCUGCACCCAGGCCAGGGCCCCUCUGCUGUCCUCUCUUAGCCUCCUGCACAGCACCAGGCCCUGCAAGACUAGGAAGGUGCUGCGUGGUCCACAGCUGCACAGCCUCCAGUGUCACGUUGGAGGGGGCGCGGGUGAGGCCGGGUCGCAGAGGUGGGCUGGUCCAGGAAAGGAGCUGGACUCCAGCCUCUGAGCCAGACCUCAGGGGUCCCUUCCUGCCCUCUCCCCGCCCCUCCCUAUCGGGGUAUUUCUUUUCUACCCAUGCACACUCAGAGAUGGGAAGAUGGUUAAUAAAGGGGGCUCAUGCUGCU
Heterocephalus glaber (naked mole-rat) is the source of this 3703-nucleotide messenger RNA. It is a transcript of the gene Slc38a7, whose product is annotated as solute carrier family 38 member 7. The record is from RefSeq and is a predicted model, not a curated record. Gene Ontology annotation, biological process: amino acid transmembrane transport. NCBI's taxonomy places the organism in Eukaryota, Metazoa, Chordata, Mammalia, Rodentia, Bathyergidae. Gene Ontology annotation, cellular component: membrane. Gene Ontology annotation, molecular function: L-asparagine transmembrane transporter activity; L-glutamine transmembrane transporter activity.